CCGCGGAUGGAUGCUGCGGGAAGGGGCUGCCAUUUGCCGCCCCUGCCAGCGGAGCGCGGACCUGCUCGCUCUCUCGCAGCGGCGGCCGCUGCCAGCGCGCUCCGCCGGCCCGGCCUCUGCAGCGGAGCCGCCUCGCCUCCCUCCGCGGCCGGCAGGGCGGGCGCCAUGAACCCCGGCUCCUCGGCGGGAGAGGAGCAGGGGGCGACGGGCGGCGGCGGAAGCGGCUCCGGGAGCGGCUGCCUGGGCGCCGAGGGCGGCGCGGACCCGCGGGGCGCGGGCGCAGCGGCGGCGGGGGCCGCUGCCCUGGAGGAGCCCGCGGCCGCCGGCGCGAAGGAGAAGGACGAGGCGCUGGAGGAGAAGCUGCGGAACUUAACUUUCCGGAAGCAGGUCUCUUACAGGAAAGCAAUCUCCCGGGCAGGCCUGCAGCACCUGACUCCUGCUCAUCCCCUCGGUCUUCCUGUGGCAAAUGGUCCAGCAAAGGAGCCCAGAGCAACUCUGGACUGGAGUGAGAACGCUGUGAACGGAGAGCACCUGUGGCUGGAGACCAACGUCUCGGGAGACCUGUGCUACCUGGGCGAGGAGAACUGCCAAGUCCGAUUUGCAAAAUCUGCCCUCAGGAGGAAGUGUGCAGUCUGUAAAAUCGUGGUCCACACCGCCUGCAUCGAACAGCUAGAAAAGAUUAAUUUCAGAUGUAAACCAACAUUUCGAGAAGGGGGCUCCAGAUCACCUAGAGAAAAUUUUGUGCGUCAUCACUGGGUGCACAGGCGUCGGCAGGAGGGAAAGUGUAAGCAGUGUGGUAAGGGCUUUCAGCAGAAAUUCUCCUUCCACAGUAAAGAGAUUGUGGCUAUCAGCUGUUCCUGGUGCAAGCAGGCGUUUCACAAUAAGGUGACCUGCUUUAUGCUGCAUCAAAUUGAGGAACCCUGCUCCCUGGGAGCUCAUGCUGCUGUUAUUGUCCCGCCCACCUGGAUCAUUAAGGUGAAGAAACCUCAGAACUCGCUGAAGGCUUCCAAUCGUAAGAAGAAGAGAACGAGCUUUAAAAGAAAAGCCAGUAAAAGGGGAACUGAACAGGAAAACAAAGGUCGUCCUUUUGUGAUAAAACCUAUCUCUUCUCCUCUCAUGAAACCUUUGCUUGUGUUUGUGAACCCCAAGAGUGGAGGCAACCAGGGAACCAAAGUCCUGCAGAUGUUCAUGUGGUACCUGAAUCCACGGCAAGUCUUUGAUCUUUCUCAGGAAGGGCCGAAAGAUGCGCUUGAGUUGUAUAGGAAAGUACCAAAUCUGCGAAUUCUGGCCUGUGGUGGGGAUGGAACGGUGGGCUGGAUCCUUUCUAUUCUGGAUGAACUGCAGCUGAGCCCUCAGCCUCCGGUUGGAGUCCUUCCUCUGGGGACUGGGAACGACCUGGCUCGGACUCUCAACUGGGGAGGGGGCUACACUGAUGAACCUGUUUCCAAAAUCCUCUGUCAAGUAGAAGAUGGGACAAUUGUACAGCUAGAUCGCUGGAACCUCCAUGUGGAAAGAAACCCAGACUUGCCUCCAGAAGAGCUUGAAGAUGGCGUGUGUAAGCUUCCUCUGAAUGUUUUCAAUAAUUACUUCAGCCUUGGAUUUGAUGCCCACGUCACACUGGAGUUCCAUGAAUCCCGAGAGGCAAAUCCAGAGAAAUUCAACAGUCGUUUUCGAAAUAAAAUGUUCUAUGCAGGGGCAGCAUUUUCUGAUUUCCUACAGAGAAGCUCUAGAGAUCUAUCCAAACACGUUAAAGUUGUUUGUGAUGGAACAGAUCUCACCCCAAAGAUUCAGGAACUGAAGUUCCAGUGUAUAGUAUUUUUAAAUAUACCCAGAUAUUGUGCUGGCACAAUGCCCUGGGGGAACCCAGGGGAUCACCAUGAUUUUGAACCUCAGCGUCAUGAUGAUGGCUAUAUUGAAGUUAUUGGAUUCACCAUGGCCUCUUUGGCUGCCCUGCAAGUCGGGGGCCACGGGGAAAGGCUGCACCAGUGCCGGGAGGUCAUGCUGCUGACGUACAAAUCCAUCCCCAUGCAAGUGGAUGGGGAGCCCUGCAGGCUGGCCCCCGCUAUGAUUCGGAUCUCCUUGAGGAAUCAGGCCAACAUGGUGCAGAAGAGCAAGAGGAGAACGUCCAUGCCUUUACUCAAUGAUCUCCAUCAGGUGCAAGCUGCGGACCUGCGGAGAGUGUCUGCCCCCCCUGGCUCCUUCACCAUUCCCCAGUCUAUCCCAGACCGCCUGAGGAUCCGCGUGAACAAAAUCAGUUUGCAAGACUAUGAAGGGUUCCACUAUGACAAAGAGAAACUCCGGGAAGCUUCCAUUCCUCUGGGUAUUCUAGUUGUGCGUGGAGACUGUGACUUGGAGACUUGCCGUAUGUACAUAGAUCGCCUGCAGGAGGACCUGCAAUCAGUUUCUUCUGGCUCCCACAGAGUUCAUUACCAGGACCAAGAAACCUCCUUCCCCAGGGCACUCUCAGCUCAGAGACUCUCCCCACGGUGGUGCUUUCUAGACGCAACUUCUGCUGAUCGCUUUUAUCGAAUAGACAGAUCUCAGGAACAUUUGCACUUUGUGAUGGAGAUUUCUCAAGAUGAGGUUUUUAUUCUGGACCCAGACAUGGCCUUGUCACAGCAGGCAGGGACACCGCCAGGAAUGCCUGACCUGGUGGUGGAGCAAGCCUCAGGGAUGUCAGACUGGUGGAAUCCUUCGCUACGGAGACGCAUGCUGAGUGACAGCGGUCUGGGAAUGAUAACUCCGCGUUUCGAGGACUCCGAUAUGAAAGAUCUCAGCCACUCCCAUGCGCUACAGUCUCCAGUCUCUUCAGAAGAUCACGCAAUUUUGCAGGCAGUAAUAACUGGUGAUCUUAUGAAGCUAAUAGAAAGCUAUAAAAAUGGAGGCAGUCUGCUAAUUCAGGGACCAGACCACUGUUCACUCCUUCACCACGCAGCUAAAACCGGCAACGGGGAAAUUGUGAAAUAUAUCCUUGAUCACGGACCUUCCGAGUUAUUGGAUAUGGCAGACAGCGAAACGGGUGAGACUGCACUGCACAAGGCUGCCUGCCAGCGGAACCGGGCCGUGUGCCAGCUUCUGGUGGAUGCAGGAGCAUCUCUGAGAAAGACGGACUCCAAGGGCAAGACGCCUCAAGACAGAGCUCAGCAGGCUGGGGACCCUGAUUUGGCUACUUACCUAGAAAGCCGUCAGAACUAUAAGAUCAUUGGCCACGAGGACCUGGAAACUACUGUUUGACCCUGGUAGACGGGCAAAGAGAACCUGAGCGAGCAUAUCACCUGGGCCCUCCCGGCGAUCGGGCAGCUCCCCUGGAAGAAGCUGAUGGAAUCCAUAAAUCUGUCUCUCUCCUGCAAGCAUCUGAAGCCAUGCCACCAGUUUUUAAGGGCUACUGAGAUGUACAACAGAAUCGAAUAGCCCACAGAGGACGAGGCAGGAUACCUGGAGAUUGGUGGAAAAUGAGUUCCACAAAAUUUGAUCUUUAUUGCUUCCAGCAAGUAGCAUGAACUUCUGUGUUCACCUGUAUCAUUUAUUUUAAAGAUUCAAAGGAUGUUCCUAUAAAUGGCACUGCUCCCUUCUCCCCUAUGCAUUCACCUUCCCCUGUACCGCACCAUUCUGCCUGUAACCACCCAGAAAAAAUUCGAUACAAUCUGUUCUCUUUACAUUCAGUCUUUGAAGACCACAAGACUGUCUGAAGGUCUUUUGAAACCCUCUGGUUGUCCUGCAGAAAUGUAACUGUAAAACUGCUUCCAUUUCCAAGACUAAAUAUACCAGGAUGACUUAGUGACGUUUUUUGCAUGUCACCCCUCCCUGCUCAUUUCUUUUUCAUCAUCUGGGAGCUGGGAGUUGCCACAUGGAUAAUGUCAACUUGUGCAUUGUAUCUCUGAGGCAUGGUGAGGUGGCAUGGGAGUCUCCUGUUCUCAGCGGGACCUCAGAGAGGUAACCCAGGGGUUGGCCCCAUGUGCGGGCCUGUUACUGAUGGCCACAAAGGCCAGGCUCAGCUUGGGCUGUUUGGACAGCUCCAUACUGCCCAGGUGUAGCCAUCUUUGCCUUUUGCUGCAAUAGAGGUGAGCAAUGGACUAAGCCAAGGCCCGUAACUAGUCUGCAGAAGCACUUAACUUUAAGUGCUGUUUCAACUGCAGAGCAGAAAAACCACGUGUGGGAACUGUGGCUACAGGAAAUGGAGCUCGGUGCCAGUGUUCACUUCUAGGCUUUUUUGAGUGAUAAUGGAAAGCAGGCUAAUGGACUUGAAAUAAAACAGCAGAAGCAAAAGUA
This is a messenger RNA of Myotis daubentonii (Daubenton's bat), 4269 nucleotides long. RefSeq names its product diacylglycerol kinase iota (gene DGKI). Gene Ontology annotation, biological process: phospholipase C-activating G protein-coupled receptor signaling pathway. The record is from RefSeq and is a predicted model, not a curated record. Gene Ontology annotation, molecular function: ATP-dependent diacylglycerol kinase activity; protein binding. Gene Ontology annotation, cellular component: glutamatergic synapse; plasma membrane. Lineage: Eukaryota; Metazoa; Chordata; Mammalia; Chiroptera; Vespertilionidae.